This is a messenger RNA of Anolis carolinensis (green anole), 6088 nucleotides long. It is a transcript of the gene sft2d3, whose product is annotated as SFT2 domain containing 3. The record is from RefSeq and is a predicted model, not a curated record. Gene Ontology annotation, cellular component: membrane. Lineage: Eukaryota; Metazoa; Chordata; Lepidosauria; Squamata; Anolidae. The coding region runs from base 53 to 703 and encodes 216 amino acids. The transcript has a single exon. Gene Ontology annotation, biological process: vesicle-mediated transport.
GUAACCGCUUAUCAACAACGGCGGUCGCAUCCGGGUAUUUCCGAAGCUCAAGAUGGCGGAUCUGAACCGGCAACUGCAGGAGUACUUGGCUCAGUCCAAGGGAGGCGUUGCCGGCGGUUCGGCGCCUGCUUCGGAGCCCAAGAACUCCCCGCGGGAGGAAGCGGAGAAGCCCGCCUCGGGCCUGGGGGCCUGGCUGGGCCGGCUCAAUCCCUUCCCCUCCUCCGCGGAGGCAUGGUCGUUCGGGGCCGAGCCGGAGCCGGAGCCCUGGCUGCCGACGGGCCUGUCGCGCUGGCAGCGCCUCCUGGGGAGCGCCCUCUGCUUGCUGCUGGCCGCGCUCUGCUUCGGCCUGGCCGCCUUGUACGGCUCGCUUCUGCUGCUGAGGAAGUUCGCGCUGCUCUGGUCGCUGGGCUCGGCCUUCGCGCUGGGCGCCGCCGCCUUCCUGAGGGGCCCCAGCCGCCUCCUGGGCGAGCCCGACCGCCGCGGCCUGGCCUUGCUCUACCUCGGCUCCGUGGGCGGCACGCUCUACGCGGCCCUGGCCCUCCGCAGCACCUUGCUCACCACCCUGGGCGCCGCCGUCCAACUGGCGGCCGGCGCGGCCUACCUGCUCUCCUCGGUGCCAGGCGGGGCCGCGGGGCUGCGCUACCUGGGAGGCUUCCUGGGUGGGUUUGUGAGGCGCGGCGUGUCAAAAACGCUCCCCGUGUGAAGGCCCAGCCUUGGGAAACAGACUUGUGCCCUUCUUCAGAAGGAUAUGCCCUCGAGUUGGGCCCUGAAAGCUUCUUACAGUGUAUCCUGUUCGUCUGAAGAGACCAAGGAUCAAGGAGGAGCUAAAGAGUACUACUAUGUUUUCUUAUUUCUACACAACACUGUUUCGACCCGACUGUCCUCAAGUUGAUCACAGAAUGUUUCUGACUGGGUAUCCUGUCAGUUUGACAAGGCUAAGGAUAAAGGAGAAGCUAAAGAGUAUUGCUAAAUGCUUUCUUAUUGGUGCACAAGGCCAUCUAGACCAGCCAGUCCUCAAAUUGAUCCCAGAAAGCUUCUGACUGCAUAUCCUGUCCGUCUGAAGUGACCAAGGAUAAAGGAGAAGCUAAAGCGUAUUACUAAAUGCUUUCUUAUUGAUGCACAAAGCUAUCUAGACCCAACUGGCCUUAAGUUAAUCCCAAAAAGUUUCUGACUUGUAUCCUGUCAGUCUGAAGAGACCAAGGUUCAAGGAGAAGCUAGAGUACUACUAUGCUUUCUUAUUUCUGCACAAGACUGUCUAGACCUGACUGUCUUCAAAUUGAUUGCAGAAUGUUUCUGACUGUGUAUGCUCUCAGUCUGAAGAGACCAAGCUAAAGAGUAUUACUAAAUGCUUUGUUAUUGCUGCACAAGACUGUCUAGACCAGUGGUUCUCAGCCUGGAGUCCCCAGAUGUUUUUGGCCUUCAACUCCCAGAAAUUCUAACAGCUGGUAAACUGGAUGGGAUUUCUGGGAGUUGUAGGCCAAAAACAUCUGGGGACCCCAGGUUGAGAACCACUGGUCUAGACCCAACUGUCCUCAAGUAGAUUGCAGAAUGCUUCUGACUGUGUAUCCUAAAGAGACCAAGGAUGAAGGAGCAGCUGAAGUGUAUUACUGUGACUAUGUUUUGUUAUCAAACCAUUCAGAGGAAGACUUGAGAAAGGCAUUUGGUUGCAGCAUAAACAAAAAAGGCAUCUGCACAAGGCCAUCUAGAUCUUAUUGCCCUUAAGUCCGUUCCAGAAACCCUCUUACUGUGUAUCCUGUUGGUUUGAGGAAAUCAAGGAUAAGGAGGCAGCUGAAGAGCAUCGCUAUGACUAUGCUUCCUUGCUGUGUUUUUCAGAGGAAGCUCAGAAAGGCAUUUAGACUCAGCAUAAACAGAAUAUUUACAAGUUGGAACUGUACACAACAGCAGCUAUAACUAGACGGGGCAAUUAAUUUCUGUAGUUGGACCCAAGUUCUAGGCAGUGGUAUACUGGGCCCAAAUGCCCUUGGUGCUAUUUCUCUCCCAGUGGCACUUCCAACUCUAGGAAGCUGCAGUAAACAAUGAGGAUGUUGUUUGUUUCUGUUUCCUUCUUAGGCAGCUGCACUGAACCGGAUGGGUGUCCUUAGGAUUUUUUCCCUACCUCUUGCUGCCGCCUAUUUUUCACUUAAAACAUCUGGGUAGAGCAUAAAACUGUAAUCUUCUAAUAUUUCCCAAAUGUAUCUUUUGAAGUAAUGCUGUUUAUCAAGUGGUUUGUGGAAAUAAUUAAAAAUCACAGUGUUCCAGCUAGCUAGUAAUUUUUCCAGUAUCAGACAGCAACAGUUGUAAUGGAGGCUGCUUAGUCCACUAUAGGAGUAUUGGCAGCAAUGGGAUCUAUUUUGAAUCUGCUAGCAGUUGCUCUGGGAAAUUUCUAGCAGUUGCCCUUCUAAACAUUUUUAAAGGGGGCAGAUGCUUGGUUAAUGUAUUUCCAGCAGUUUCUGAGCCAGUGCAGGGUCAUGCCUCCUUUCCAACAAUUGUGAUGUAUUUCUAUUCAGCCCUAGCAUUCCUGACUACUUGUACUGCCUUACUGAACAGCAUUGAAACAAAAGUAUUUUCUUUAUCCCAGAACAGACUAAUCAGAUGUCUGACCUUUCACCCAAGAUUUCCUUUUUAGGCAGUGACUGUUAUGUAUAACAAUAUUUAAAAGUUUUCUCAGACUACAAAAGUUAAUGCAGUCUCAAUUCAAAGAUACGCACAUUAUAGAUAUACAGAAUUCUUCCAUAAUGGUUUAAACUCUCAUUUUGACAUUUUGAAAUUUACCAGCCAUAUGAAGAAGCUAUGCCUGAACAUAUUAAAAUCGUUUGGUUUAUGGGAUUAUUCCUAUAAAUUGUGGCCAUGAAUUUUGUCAUAACGUACUGUACAUAUUACAAUCCCUAUCACCCCUCACCAACAUAGCUAGUAAUGAGGAAUUUUGAGUUGUAAUCCAAAACAACCAGAAGGCCACAGUUGUUCAGCUUUCAUCUGAUUGUUGCUCUGAAUGGCAUUAGACUGAAGACUGUGCUGAGGUUUAAUAACAUUAAUGCACAAUGUGUUUAAUAUAUCAAGAUUAUCAAAAAUCAGGUUGUUAUUUUGUCAGUUCAGUGAUAGUAUGUGAAUUUCAUUCUACAAAGCCACUUAUAUGUAGGAGAGCUAUAAAUAUACUAGCAUUUUAUAUUGCAGAUAGCUUUGAACCUAGCCUUUAAAGUAGCCUCAUGUGUCUUCAUUAUUUUUCAUGAUGUCAUUUGAAAUCAGCACUCACCAAUCUACAAAUUAGCUGUUGUUGGAAGGAGUACAAUUUCCAGAGUUCAUUUUAACAAUUUAAAUACUAUAUACUUUUGAAUUUCUAUUUGCUUGUAAUUAUUCUUAUGUGCAAGUUGCUUCAAGUUCAAAAAUAUAUUAUUGAAUGGACAUGCUGCAGUAUGUUAAACUGAACAUGCUGCAAUAUGAAUAUUAGAAUUAUUCCAUGUUUAGCUGUCACAUCAGUGCAGGAUCUAAAGCAGGCAUUGGCAAACUUUGGGUCUCUGGGUGUUUUGGACUUAAACUCCCUGAAAUCCCAGCCAUCUUACUGGCUGUUAGGAAUUAUGGGAUUUGAAGUCCAAAUUUGCCAGUUUCUGAGCUAAAGUGAAUAUUUUGGAAGGCAGCUAGUAUUUAAAUAGAUUAUUUGGUCAUUGGUGUAGAUAACAAGGCAGAAAUGGGCAUCCCAAUCCUUCACACAUUUAUUCAAACUAAAUUAUGAUGAUUCAAUUAUUUAUAAUUAAUGCACAGGAGUGUGAGCAACUUGUGGCUUUCCAAAUAUUAGAUUGCCAUUCUUGAUAUUAUUUGCAGUUGUUUGUGCUAGAAGGGCUGCAUGUUGUCCGCUCCUGCUUUAGGGUGUAUGUUAGGUUAUGUCAGGAUAUGUUAAGCUUGGACUAAAAUGUUAAGCUUUGCACUAAAAAGAACACUGCCAAAUAGACUGUUACCUGCUGCAAUCUAAUAUGUAAGAGGAUGCUCUUAUUUUUUCUAUGACUUACAUAGUGUUUGAGAUAAACGAAGAGAUUUUAAAAGCAUACUUUGACUUAAAAGAGAUCUUAAAACCUUGCAAUAUUGGGGCCUUUUUAAUGGAAUAUACCUAAUUUUAAAAAAGUGAACUGAUUUAAAUUCUGAUUUAAUUAUUUCAGAAGAAGAUAAGAAAUCUUGCCUGACAGAAGGGGGUUGAACUAGGUGGCCUUGGUGCUCUCUAGGAUUCUUUGAUAUAUCAUAUAUAUAGCAUAUCUAAUGGCUUUAAUGAAAUAUAAUGGAAUUUAUUUUAAACACUUUAAAGUUGUAAGUUUGAGUGGCAAUCCAUACACAAUACGUAAUUUCUUCUUUAUUGCAAACAACAUUGGGAGGCAGCUGUAAAAGUUGUUUUGCCUACCCCUCUCUUUUCCUGAAGUUAAGGGAAGCAUAACCAUGCUUAAUACUGACUAGAAUUUCCCAUAUUUAGGAUUGAAAUACUUUAUGAUAUGUAUUCAGCUCCUUUGCUGCAGGCUGGUAGAGAUAUUUACCAUGGAAUUGUGGUUGUAGUGAUAGGACUUUGCUCUUGGAAAGAACAAUCAGGCAGGCAUUAUUUGAACAAGCUUUCGAAAUCUUUACUUUCAGGAUCAAUAUUACCUCCACACUGACAUAGGAAAAAGGGUUUUAGGGAUUUCUUUCUUGUAAAAUCUUCCUUCGAGACUUCAUACAGAAAAAGUCAAGUUUUUUUUUCAUCUUGGGGUGAGGGUGUAUAUCUGAAAAGUUACCAAAACGUGAAGCAAAAAAUAAAUCUUGAGUAUUUGGAAUGCAAUGUGUUUCCUGUAGUUAGAACUGUUGAAUUUGGCUUUAAAUUGAUUUGUGUUAUGAAGAACACAUAUCAAUAACAUAAAAUAAAUUAGAAAGAUACAGUUAGCUAUGGAUCACUGUGCUUUAUCCACAUAACACGUAACUUUUCAAAAUUGGGUUGUUGACAAUAACAGAUUGACAAUUUUUGAGACUUAAUUUGGUUUUUACAAAGCUUUAUAUUGCUAGAAUGGAAAUUCAAAUCUGCUUGUUUCAUUUUUGUGGGAUCUGAGCUAAUCUGACUUUAUAUUGCACUAACUAACUGGUAGUUUGAAUAUUUGUUCAAUACAUGCUCACAGGUGAAUUGUGCUACUUUUAGUAUUCAAAACAGUUCGCUUCCUUCAAUAUUUUAUUUAUGUUCCUAAAAACACCUGCUAGGUUAUUUAAGAUAAUUAUUCUUCCCUGUGCAAGCUAUCUUCUAAAUUUUACAUCUGGUCAUUGGUAUCUCAUUCUCUUCACAAAGGCUUAGCAACUAUUUAAGCAGUCUAGAAAAUCACUAAGGCUGCAAUUAUAUGUGCAAUUGUUGCAGUUUAAAUCAUUUCUGACUUAUGAUGACCCUAAAGUGAACUAAGUUUUUUUAGCAAGAUUUGUUCAGAUGGAGUUUGCCUUUGCCUUCCAUUGAGGCUAACAUCAGAAUUUUGGAAAACACACCUCAACUAAGAUCAUUUUAUUACAAGAUAUUAAAACACAGUACUUUAAAAAAUCUUUAAAUUUAAUCACAUUGCCUGAAUCUGCAGAAUGCACUAAGUUGUACUCAACUACUGCCUUCUUGGCUGUAUGUGAAUUUUGCUGAAAAUACAAAUUAAAAUAAUUUUAAAUGGACUUGUUAAAUUACUGUUUCAGAAAUCACAGUGUUAAGGCCUUUUUCGAAUUCUGAAUGUUACAAAUGUGAAUAUUCUCUAAUGUAAAGACUGUUUGAACUGUUUGCAUUAGGGCCGAUACACAUUUUUGUAGGUGGAUGGAGGCCCUUCAUUGUAUUUGUGUAUGUAAAUCAACUACGCAAUCUUUAUGAACAAUUUAGUUCAGAGUGCCUUAUCAAACCUUAAAUUAGCAAUUUAUAUAUGUCCAAAAUCUUCCAGUGGAAAUUCCGAUUAUCCAUCAUUUUCCAGAACACGUGUGGAUGUCUCCUAGCUCUGUAGCUAUUGCAAGAAAAAGAGCUCCCAUGAAUGAGGGCAAAAAGGAUUUUCAUCCACAUAACUGCUAAAUAUGUGACUGAGCUUAUGAGGCUUAUUAUAUUCUUCUUCUAAUAUAACCCGUUUCAAGA